Plasmodium adleri (nom. inval.) is the source of this 1326-nucleotide messenger RNA. Its product is annotated as conserved Plasmodium protein, unknown function. NCBI's taxonomy places the organism in Eukaryota, Apicomplexa, Aconoidasida, Haemosporida, Plasmodiidae. The record is from RefSeq and is a predicted model, not a curated record. The transcript has a single exon. The coding region runs from base 1 to 1326 and encodes 441 amino acids.
AUGAAUUACUUUAAAGAAGAUACGGAAUUUUUAAGAGAUCUAAAAGGAAUAGACAAGGAGGGAUGCUUUGAAAAUUUUAUGUUAUGGAAUAAUGAUGAAGAAAAGGGAAAAGAAAAAAUUAUAAAUGUGGAAAGAUAUGUGGAAGGGGAAAAAUAUAUGGAUGGGGAAAAACAUACUAAUGAUAACAUUUUAAUAGAUCAUGUAAAGGAGAAGGAAGGGAACUUUUUCUUUCGAAUUAAUAGAAUACAAAAGAAUAAAAAUAAAAAAUUGACUGACAUAAUUGUUUUAAAAAAUAUUCUAAAUGUAUAUUUUUUAUUUGAUAAAAAUAAUCAAGGGUUUAUAGAUAAUAUAUAUACGUGCCAUUUAAUACAAAAGAUAUAUGAAAAUAAUACUGAAUUUAUUUUGAAAAAUAUAAAAUUGAUUGAAUAUAUAAAGGAUAGGAAACAUGUGAAUAAUAAAAAGAUUACGAAUGUAUUACAUAAGAAUAAGGAAAAUCAUAUGGAUAAUAUAAAAGAUGAAAUAAAAGAAAAAAAUGAAUAUACAAAACAGUUUGCUCAUUUUCUUCUUUGUUUAUUAAUGGAUAUAUCAACAUUUCAGAUUGAUGGAAAUUUUAUGUUUUUAAAAAAAAAACAUUUCAUUGAUAUAAUAAAUCAUUUUAUACAAACAAAUAGAAUAACAUAUAACAAUAAUAAUAAUAAGUGUAAUAAUAUAUAUGAAUGUUUUAAAUAUCCUAGGAAUAUUAUAACAAAAUUUUAUGAUUAUAUUUAUUAUAUAAAAGAAAAAGAAGAUGAAAAGAAAAAAAUUAUAUUUGAAAAAAAGAAAAGGAUGAAAUCAUUAGAAAGAAAUGACAUCUUAUUUAAUGAAAAAAUAGUAAAUGCUAAUUUGAAUACACAUAUACAUUAUUUCAAACAAAUAAAAAAUGAAAAAUUAAAAAUAUUAAAAAAUAAGUUAAACAAAAAUGAAAUGAAUGAAUGUUCUUUUUCACCUCAAAUAAAUAUAUAUAAAAAAUUAAGAAAAAAAAAUUAUGAUACAAUAGAUUUGUAUGAUCAAAUAAUAUAUAAUUAUAACGAUGAAGAAAAAGGAAAAAAAAAUAUAUUUGUUCAAUCUAAAAAUAUAACAUAUGAUAUAGAUACAUCUAUUGAAAGAGAGUUAGUAUCAACUAGUAAAAAUAUGUUUAAUUAUUCUAAUAUAUUGUUUGAUAAUAUGAGUUAUGACGAAAAAGGUGAGAAUGCUAAUUCUGGGGUUGCCUUAAAAUAUAUAAUCCAUCAAGGUUAUAACAAACCUAAGAAAAUCAGGUGGCAAGAUACUUUAAGAUGUAAAAAAUGA